Topomyia yanbarensis is the source of this 1219-nucleotide messenger RNA. RefSeq lists its product as uncharacterized. The transcript has 2 exons. NCBI's taxonomy places the organism in Eukaryota, Metazoa, Arthropoda, Insecta, Diptera, Culicidae. The record is from RefSeq and is a predicted model, not a curated record. The coding region runs from base 305 to 1132 and encodes 275 amino acids.
UCACACACUAUGUGCAACAUCGACCGUAUAUUCGACAAACCCAAGCUACCAAUUGUUCUCGUUUUGCCAAAACUUUUUUUCCUAUUCUCAAAAGCUAGCGAAUAGAAUUCAUAAAACAAAACCCGAUGAUUUGUUUGAAAAUGGGUUAUUGUUUUGAGUACCUAUAUAAACCAAAUGAAUUGAAAAUAGAGUGAGUCUUUAUAGUUUAUUACGAAACACGUUGUUUCCUUUACGCCGCACCGAAAGAGCCAUAAUUGGUGACCCCGUAUAAACAAAUCUAAACGCACAGUUCAACCGUUCAACGAUGUCCACCGAGGUUAAGCAUGGACCUGAAGCCGGAUCGUCACAGGAGCCGGAAACCGCGAACGUAGAGACGAUCAACAACCCACGUUUGAACCCACCAAGUAUGACAGCAUCUAACAUCGAGUCAUAUUUUCUGUCGUUGGAAUUUUGGUUUGCCGCGUCAGGCAUCGGAAAUCUACAUGACGCAAAAAAAUACAAUAUUGUCAUGGCACAGGUGCCACCGAACAAACUAACAGAAUUGCGAUCUAUAAUAGAUGCCACACCAGCUAACGAUAGACGUCUCCAGCGCGUACUGUCCGAUAUGCCACUUGGUGACAUGAAGCCUAGCCAACUAUUCAACGAGAUGCUACGAGUGGCUGGAAAUUCGUUGGGUGAAGCCGUGCUUCUUGAUUUGUGGGCCUCAAGACUACCACCACACGCCCAAGCCGCAGUGAUCGCUUCGAAAGGAGAUGCAGACGAAAAAACUACCAUCGCUGAUGCAAUUGUCGAUUCAAUGGGUCUUCGCGGCUUAACAGCCACAACAGCAGGCAUCGAUACACUUACACCAAAAACGCCGUCGGCAUCCACAAACUCACCGGAAGCAAAGAACUCUGCCAGUAUCGAGAUUCUGCAGCAAGAAAUUUCCCAGCUAUCCAGAAAAUUCGACCAAAUGUUCUCGCGAAAAAAUCUGCGGGACCGAUCACGUUCUCGCAGCAGAUACACGUCGGAUCAGCGCAAUAGCCACGAAUUGUCAUACGAAGUAUGCUGGUAUCAUCGCACAUUUGGAAGGGAAGCAAGACAAUGCCGAAAGCCGUGCUCUUUCAGACAAUCGUCCAGCAGCCAACAAUGACGCCAUCCGACUGAGCUUGCAUCGGAGAUCGGCGAACUUUCCGAUACAGCUACAACCUUUCGUCUCAAAAUUUCCGACACAACUACA